Messenger RNA from Epithele typhae, 1131 nucleotides. RefSeq lists its product as uncharacterized. The record is from RefSeq and is a predicted model, not a curated record. The transcript is spliced from 9 exons. Lineage: Eukaryota; Fungi; Basidiomycota; Agaricomycetes; Polyporales; Epitheliaceae. The coding region runs from base 1 to 1131 and encodes 376 amino acids.
AUGUCUUACCACGAGUCUAGAGCGAUCGACAACCCAGACGAGGCGUAUUGGGAAGGCUAUUGGGCGACCUGCCAACAUAUUCCCGAGUGGCUCCAGGAGCAUCCAGAGCUCAAACAGAGAGGGAUACAGCUGCGCCACAUGGUAAAGCCGAUGACUACGAUCGACGAGAACGAUCCGGGGGCGCACAGGCACAUCUUGCCGUGUGAGCUUGUCGAUGACGAGAGGCGUUUCAUUAUUUUCCCUUUCAUGCACAAUUUCCUGUCGGUCAAAUCGACGUAUAGACAGCAGUGGUGUUGGAGCAGGAUCUUAUGGUACUACGACCUUUGCCUGCAGGAUGUGAUCUAUCUGCACCGACGGCACGUCGCCCAUCUAGACAUUGCGUUGGAAAACUUCGUGUUCUCUCUGAGCACCGACGUCCUCAUGGGGCGAUCGAUGUCUGCUGAACAUCCCUAUCUCAUCGAUUUCGAGUACUCUCGCCAGCUGCCCUGUGGCCCGGGCCUACAAUCUCGGAUAGAGCUCCCCCCUUCAAUCGUGUCGAAACCUGGUGACGCUACCCGAAUGGACCCGUAUUCAUGGGAUGUGUACUGUAUGGGAUAUGUGUUUCAACAGAUGAAUGCGCUGUCUCCUCUGAAAGACAUUACAGUACCCCCAACGGUCGUACUGUGGUACAUCGGUUGGCUCCAGGGGAGUCCAAAGUGCAUUUGCUUGUCCGCUUAUAAGGUGCACGCGACCAGCUCCACCUCCCCGCUGAGAUCAUACACAGUCAUGGCUAUGCCGCCUUUCACCGUCGAGGAACGCAACACAUGUUUUCAAACCAUCAUCGAGGAUAUACCUCGACUGAACGGUCGUUUCUGGACGUUCGAAAACACGCCACUCGCCUUCGUCACAUACGCAACCACCGUCGGUAAUCAUGUGGUCACUCUUAUGAAGUCGGGCAAGACCACAUUGGGUUUGAAAGGCCCUGGAUUGCAGCAUGUAUUGCAGAUCGACAACACCUCGUACAAUCUCUACGUGUACGACUUAGGUGAUGCCGUGAAUGUUCAGCGCACGGUGAUUGGACUACUCGAAGCCCUCAAGAAGAAGGAGCUCCAUAUCUUCACCCUGGACGAAAGUUGCGCCAAGUUUCGGUGA